Messenger RNA from Malassezia restricta, 1752 nucleotides. RefSeq names its product bud emergence protein 1. Lineage: Eukaryota; Fungi; Basidiomycota; Malasseziomycetes; Malasseziales; Malasseziaceae. The record is from RefSeq and is a predicted model, not a curated record. Bases 1 to 1752 code for a protein of 583 amino acids. The transcript has a single exon. Gene Ontology annotation, molecular function: protein binding; phosphatidylinositol binding.
AUGAAGGCGUUGCGUGAAUUAAAAAACACGUUUAAGGAUCUUGGACUUGCAAACGCGAAACUGAAUCCUGUUGUUCACUCUACACAAAAGCAUGAAACUACGCUCUUGCCACCAAAAAUGGUGAUUAGAGCCACCGCAGACUAUGUACCUGAAUCUCCGCAUGAGCUCAGUUUCCACAAAGGUGACUUUUUUUAUGUGCACACCAGCGCCGAUCCGGGCCAACAGUCUUGGAUUGAGGCAUGCAACCCAGCCACUGAUGCUCGAGGAUAUGUGCCUCUAACUCAUUUUGAGAUCAUUUCGCGCACAAAACCACGAACGACUGUACCGCUUUCUACGAAAAGUGAAUUGAAUCCAAAUGGACUGCCAAGCACACCUAGCACAACCGAAUCGUUUAUUUCAAACUCUUCAAGUUCGGUAUGCACCAAUGGCGGUACAUUUGCAACAAUGAAGUUUGACUUCAAGGCUGAGCUCCCGCACGAACUCUCUGCAAAAGAGGGUGAAGGUGUGUUUGUCAUGGCAAGAUCCAAUGAUGAGUGGCUCGUAGCAAAGCCGCUUGAAUACCUCAGUGCACCCGGAUUGAUUCCAACAAGCUAUAUCACUUUUCGGGAUAUGCGAUCUGGUCAAGCAUUAUCUUCGGAGGAAAAUGUAUCUGUUCUAUCUGGCAUACCAUCAGUAUACGAAUGGGGUGAGCAAAAUAGGCGAUACUGUGAACAAAUCGUUCCCCUUGAGGACAUUAACAACCACAAGUUGCAUGACAGCAAUUCUCUCAAAAUGUCAAAGCAGGGACGCCUUUCGAAGCUGCUCCCUGCGACACCACACUAUUAUUAUAACAUGGAUGACUACUUUUCCUCGUUAGAAACGAUCAACCACUCACAAGCAUACAAUAUGCCACUCAUCGAAACCACUAUGCCUCGUGAUGUGCCGUCACGAUCAACCAAACUCACCCUAGUCGCAGUGGAUCACAUUCACAUGGAUGAACAAAGUUCCCGUUUCUGUGUGCAUCUUUUUUAUACGUACAAAGUACCCUCAAGCUCCACCCCCAUGUACAAGCAUCACGAAUUACUACUCAAUCGUCUCUAUUCCGACUUUGUUUCUCUGCGGCAUUCUUUACAAGAGGAACUUGCAUCCUAUCUACCUCUUGCAGCCUUGUCGCAAAAUCUUCCCAGCCUUCCGCCGGGAUCGACUGGGACUGCUGAAAUGGAUCACAAGGCCAUAUCGAGCUUUUUGCAUGGUUUCUGUGCAUUGCCAGAUUUCAUUCUGCAGUCAUCUUCUGUCCAGAUAUUUCUUGACGUGCGAUCUUAUGACCAAUGCCACAUAACUACGACCCAACACAACAUACCACAAAGUACGAUGCUAAGGAGAGCAUGUGCUCGACAUAUUCCUGACAUGUACUCAGCUCCUAACUUGCCCGCAGACAGCCAAAAUAUCGACUCUACCAUCCACACGGCACCAGCAGGUUCUGACACCACAUCUCUUUCUGACACUUAUUAUCAUCGCAUUAAAAUUAUACACCAAGGAGACACAUCCAAAGUUGUGGCUCUGCGUGUCCCAUCAGUUAUAUGCUAUGAUUCUCUCAUGCAGAGAAUUGAGGAAAAACUCGGUACGAAGUUUCAAGCGCUUCAAUCGACGGAAACCUCGCCAGACCAAGGCUGCAUACAAACGGACGAGCAUCUUCAGUCAUGGUUAGACACGUCCCGUGCGCACGGCAAGAAACUAAUUCUAGUCGCCAGUCCCAUGCGCCAAAUACCAUAG